CUGGCCUCGCGACUGCGGCUGCCGCAAUCUUUCUGGAUUAAUCGGUCUCUUUUUCAGGUUUUUCGAUUCUACCCUUAUCUUAUUCGUGUUCAACAGAGGACCGUGGACUUCAUUUCCGCCACCACCUCGAUACUUCCGGGAACGCUGGAAACGGCCGUUGUCAUGGCGACUGUAUACACAUCCCUUCACCUUAGCGUGCCGGAUGCUGUUGCAGCAGCGGCGCUCCGGGAGGGCUGCCGCCUCGCGAGCGCUAAAAUGAGUACUAGAAAAAAAGUUCAUGCAUUUGUCCGUGUCAGACCCACUGAUGACUUUGCUCAUGAAAUGAUCAAAUACGGAGAUGACAACAAAAGCAUUGAUAUUCACUUGAAAAAAGAUACUCGGAGAGGAGUUGUCAAUAACCAGCAGACAGACUGGUCGUUCAAGUUGGACGGAGUUCUGCAUGAUGCCUCUCAAGACUUGGUUUAUGAGACAGUCGCAAAGGAUGUGGUUUCUCAGGCCCUCAAUGGCUAUAAUGGCACCAUCAUGUGUUAUGGGCAGACAGGAGCUGGCAAGACAUACACCAUGACGGGAGCAACUGAGAAUUACAAACACCGGGGGAUCCUCCCUCGUGCCUUACAGCAGGUUUUUAGGAUGAUUGAAGAGCGUCCCACACAUGCCAUCACUGUGCGUGUGUCCUACCUGGAAAUUUAUAAUGAGAGUCUGUUUGAUCUCCUGUCCACGCUUCCCUAUGUGGGGCCCUCAGUCACACCAAUGACCAUCGUUGAAAACCCUCAAGGGGUCUUCAUUAAGGGCCUGUCCGUCCACCUCACAAGUCAGGAGGAGGAUGCAUUCAGUCUCCUUUUUGAGGGAGAGACCAAUAGGAUUAUAGCCUCCCACACAAUGAACAAAAACUCUUCCAGGUCACAUUGCAUUUUCACCAUCUAUGUGGAGGCCCAUUCUCGGACCUUGUCAGAUGAAAAGUACAUCACUUCCAAAAUUAACUUGGUGGAUCUUGCAGGCUCUGAAAGGCUGGGGAAGUCUGGAUCUGAGGGCCGAGUCCUGAAGGAGGCCACCUACAUCAACAAGUCACUGUCGUUUCUGGAGCAGGCCAUCAUUGCCCUCGGGGACCAGAAGCGGGACCACAUCCCCUUCAGGCAGUGCAAGCUCACCCAUGCCUUGAAGGACUCGUUAGGGGGAAAUUGCAAUAUGGUCCUUGUGACAAACAUCUAUGGAGAAGCCGCCCAAUUGGAAGAGACGCUUUCUUCACUGCGGUUUGCCAGCAGGAUGAAGCUGGUCACCACUGAGCCUGCUGUCAAUGAAAAGUAUGAUGCUGAGCGGAUGGUCAAGAACCUGGAGAAGGAACUGGCACUACUCAAGCAGGAGCUAGCCAUCCAUGACAGCCUGGCCAACAGAGCCCUUGUGAACUAUGACCCCUUGGAUGAAAUUCAGAUUGCAGAGAUCAACUCCCAAGUGCGGAGGUACUUGGAUGGCACACUGGAUGAGAUUGACAUAAUCAACCUCAGACAGAUCCAGGAGGUGUUUAACCAGUUCCGAGUGGUUUUGAGUCAUCAGGAACAGGAAGUAGAGUCCACCUUACGCAGGAAGUACACCCUCAUAGACAGGAAUGACUUUGCAGCCAUUUCUGCUGUCCAGAAGGCAGGGCUCAUGGACAUUGAUGGGCACCUCGUGGGUGAGACUGAUGGACAAAGUUUUGGACUCGGGGUCGUGCCCUUCUCUUCUAAACCUGGGAAGAAAUCCAAGUCCAAGAGGACACUGAAAGAGCAGCCCAGCUCCUCAACAAGAAAAGAAGGUGCCAGCAGCCCUGUAAGUGGCAAGGAUUUGGAUGUUGCCAUCUCUAAGACCCAGCUGACUUUACCCUCCAAGGAUGGAGAUGUCAAAGACAUGCUUCUGCGGGACCGGGAGACUUCCAGCACUGAGCCCCUUCCCUCGGACUCCCCAAAGGAGGAGUCACGCCCACCCAGGCCCAACACCCCACCCUCCAAGCCUGUGGCCUUUGAGGACUUUAAGAAUGAGCGAGGUAGUGAGAUCAACCGCAUUUUCAAAGAAAACAAAUCCAUCUUGAAUGAGCGGAGGAAAAGGGCCAGUGAGACCACACAGCGAAUUAAUGCCAUCAAACGGGAAAUGGACGUGACCAAGGAGGCACUAAAUUUCCAGAAGUCACUUCGGGAGAAACAAGGUGAGUAUGAGAACAAAGGGCUGAUGAUCAUUGAUGAGGAGGAAUUCCUACUGAUCCUGAAGCUCAAAGAUCUUAAGAAGCAGUACCGCGCUGAGUACCAAGACCUGAGAGACCUCAGGGCUGAAAUCCAGUACUGUCAGCACCUGGUGGAUCAGUGUCGCCACCGCCUACUCACAGAAUUUGACAUCUGGUACAAUGAGUCCUUCUUCAUUCCUGAGGACGUACAGGUGGCACUGAAGCCAGGUGGCAGCAUCCGCCCAGGCAUGGUGCCUGUUAGCAGGAUCGUGUCUCUGGGAGAAGAUGACCAGGACAAGUUCAGCCAGCUACAGCAGACCAUGCUUCCCGAGGGCCCUGAUUCUGUCUCCUUCUACAAUGCCAAAGUAAAGACAGAGCAGAAGCACAAUUACUUGAAAACUAUGAUGGGCCUCCAGCAGUCACAUAGAAAAUAAGGAUUUAUGACCAGUGCCUUGAAGGACAAGAGCCCAGCAACACCUGCCUGCUAAACCACCUGCCCAGAGCUCCAGCAACUGUCCCAAGGCUGGGACCCAGCCAAAAGAACACACAAUGGCCUGCCUGUUGGGAGGAACAGCCUUGAAAGGCAUCUUUACAGAACACUUGGUUUCAAUUCAUUGUCUUAUA
Molecule: messenger RNA, 2815 nt
Organism: Condylura cristata (star-nosed mole)
Lineage: Eukaryota; Metazoa; Chordata; Mammalia; Eulipotyphla; Talpidae
Gene: KIF9
Product: kinesin family member 9
Exons: 21
Coding region: 163-2625 (820 amino acids)
Biological process (GO): microtubule-based movement
Molecular function (GO): ATP binding; microtubule binding; microtubule motor activity
Source: RefSeq, a predicted model, not a curated record